AUGUCUGCAAUAGUUAACACGGAUAUUCUGAUCGUGGGUGCAGGCCCUUCUGGCGCUGCCCUCGCAUCCUUUUUAGGACAGAAUGGACUGAGUGGACUUGUCAUUUCAAAAGACUCGCAUACGGCCUAUACACCUCGAGCUCAUGGGUUCAACCCUUUUGCUUCAGUUGCUGACGCGUACGAAGAAUGUCUACGAGACAUUAAUCUGGAGGAUGAGGUGCUUCGGCUCGCAAUUCGAGAGCCUUUCAUCCUUUCGUCGCGCUUCGCACAGAGCCUAAUUGGAGAAGAAUACGGACGACUCUCUGCAUGGGAGGAGAACCCUACGUCUUUAUGGAGACGAAAAGAGACAACGCCCUGCGAGUAUGUGGAUUUUACACAGAGACACUUGGAACCUCUUCUUCUCCGUUUUGCAUCACACAACGGUUUUAAUGUUCGAUUUUCAACUGAGAUCCUCAAUGUCGAAUCCAUCUCAAGCCAGAAGACCGAGCCUGCUUAUAUCUGCACAGUUUAUGACCAUAUCACGAAGCAAGAAUUUAAGAUCCGCACAAAAUAUCUCUUUGGAGCUGAUGGGGCAAGAAGCCCGAUAGCACGCCAAUUCGACUUUCAGUUCCUGACUGAAAGUCCAGGUCCAAAAGCAUGCAACGUCUUGUUUCGCGCAGACCUUGGCAGGUACUUGACAGAAGGGCGCCGUUGUGGAAUGCAUUGGAUUAUACAACCCGACCGUGCCCUCUUCCCUGGAGUGGUUGCUCAUCUGCGCGCUGUUCGGCCUUGGAAUGAGUGGGUUAUGGUAGCGUUUGGUCCCCAAGGCAGCAACCCCUUUGAGGGCAUGACCGCUCAGAGCCACGAGCUUGUAGACUUGAUCCGACAUCUUGUGGGAGACGACUCACUUGAUGUAGAGAUCUUGAAGCUUGACGCUUGGACUGUGCGCGAGUCGGUCGCGGAAUCGUACUCGAAAGACAAUCAGACCUUGUUUCUACUAGGUGAUGCGGCACAUAGACAUCCCCCAACUUUUGGACUCGGUAGCAACACGUGCAUCCAGGACGCCUAUAAUCUUGCGUGGAAGGUGGCCUACGUGUCAAAGGGUUUGGCUGGUCCAGGGCUGUUGUCCUCAUACAGUCAAGAGAGACAGCCAGUCGGUGCUGACCUUGUCCGAGAGAGUAACAACCAGAUACGGAAGAAUGCGGAGCUCUUCCGCGUAUUUGGAAUGAUGGCCCCGUCUGCCGAGGGCAUGAAUCAAGUGAAUCAACUAUCGCACGCGACGCCAGAGGGCUCGACGCGACGGGCUGAUCUCCACGGCGCCUUGGAAGAAAAGAAACAAGAGUUUGAGAGCCUUGGGUUGGCCUACAAUCAAUGGUAUGUAUCCAAGGCCGUGUACCUGGAUGAUGAGCCUAGCCCAAGACCAGUGGUGCAAGGUGACCCAGUCGUGGAGGUCCAGAUCAGCACCUAUCCUGGUAGCAGAUUGCCCCACGCGUGGAUUGAUAAACCAAACCGCCUGGGUAUGGUAUCGACUCACGACCUGGCUGGAAAUGGUUCUUUCUGUUUACUGGUGGGUGUGGAUGGUGGCGAUUGGAGAACGGCAGCUGAGGCCGUCGGGGCAGCUAACGACAUCCCCAUCAGAGUGUUUAGCAUUGGCCCAGGUCAGGAAUACAUCGACAUAUAUAGAAGUUGGCAUGAGAAGAGAGGGGUUAGUGACAGCGGGUGUGUUCUGGUUCGACCAGAUCGUUUUGUUGCAUGGAGGUCUUUUGGAAAACCUGCGGACUGUGAGCAGAAAUUAGGAGAGGUUCUGAGGAGUGUUUUGUACCGAGACAAGUUGUAA
Messenger RNA from Fusarium oxysporum Fo47, 1815 nucleotides. RefSeq names its product FAD binding domain-containing protein. The coding region runs from base 1 to 1815 and encodes 604 amino acids. Gene Ontology annotation, molecular function: FAD binding. The transcript is spliced from 4 exons. The record is from RefSeq and is a predicted model, not a curated record. Lineage: Eukaryota; Fungi; Ascomycota; Sordariomycetes; Hypocreales; Nectriaceae.